This is a messenger RNA of Zingiber officinale, 2540 nucleotides long. RefSeq names its product probable pre-mRNA-splicing factor ATP-dependent RNA helicase DEAH2. Gene Ontology annotation, cellular component: intracellular anatomical structure. The record is from RefSeq and is a predicted model, not a curated record. Lineage: Eukaryota; Viridiplantae; Streptophyta; Magnoliopsida; Zingiberales; Zingiberaceae. Gene Ontology annotation, molecular function: ATP hydrolysis activity; RNA helicase activity; ATP binding. Bases 180 to 2351 code for a protein of 723 amino acids. The transcript has 8 exons.
UCUCUUCAACGAAGUCGGCUGUUGCUCCCGAACUCUAGGGUUUCCAUCUCAAAACCCUACUCUCCGAUUCGCCGUCAAUCCUUCCGGAGCUUAGGCUACCGACGGCGACGAGGCGGCAGGAGUGCUUCUCAGUCUUCUUCUAGGGUUUCUGGGUUUGAUUGGCGGAGCAGGAGCUCGCAAUGUCGACAGAGAGGAAGCGGAAGGUGAGUCUAUUCGACGUCGUGGAUGAGACAUCCGUAUCGGCAAAGCUUUCCAAGGUCAACGGUUCUUUUUCCUUCAAGCCGCCAGCGGUGCCCUCUGGGAUCAACCGGUGGAACGGACGGCCCUACUCAACGAGAUACUACGAGAUAUUGGAGAAGAGGAAGGCCCUGCCUGUUUGGCAGCAGAAAGAUGAGUUUCUGCAGGUGUUGAAGGCGAACCAAACUGUGAUUUUGGUCGGAGAGACUGGCAGUGGUAAAACAACUCAGAUUCCCCAAUUUGUUUUGGAAUAUGAGGAUGUAGGCAAGCGGUCAAUGGUUGCUUGCACUCAACCUCGACGAGUUGCUGCAAUGUCCGUUUCACGUAGAGUUGCAGAGGAGAUGGAUGUAACAAUAGGAGAAGAAGUUGGUUAUAGCAUUCGAUUUGAAGAUUGCAGUAGUCACAAGACUAUGCUGAAGUACCUAACUGAUGGUAUGCUUUUAAGAGAGGCAAUGGCUGAUCCACUAUUGGAGAGAUAUAAGGUGAUAGUUCUAGAUGAGGCUCACGAGCGAACCUUGGCAACAGAUGUGUUGUUUGGGCUUCUGAAGGAAGUAUUGAAAAAUAGAUCGGAUUUGAAAUUAGUGGUAAUGAGUGCUACCCUUGAGGCUGAGAAGUUCCAGGGUUACUUUAGUGGGGCACCUUUAAUGAAGGUACCUGGUAGGUUGCAUCCGGUGGAAAUUUUCUACACACAGGAUCCUGAAAGAGAUUACUUGGAAGCUGCUAUUCGCACUGUUGUACAGAUACACAUGUGUGAACCUCAGGGUGACAUACUUGUUUUUCUUACUGGAGAGGAAGAAAUAGAAGAUGCAUGUAGGAAAUUAACAAAAGAGAUUAAUAAUUUGGGCGACCAAGUCGGACCUGUGAAAGUUGUGCCUUUGUAUUCCACCCUACCCCCUCUGAUGCAGCAGAAGAUAUUUGAGCCUGCACCAGCACCGCUGGAGGAAGGUGGGCCGCCUGGAAGGAAGAUUGUGGUGUCAACAAACAUUGCGGAAACUUCAUUGACUAUUGAUGGCAUUGUUUAUGUGAUUGAUCCUGGGUUCUCUAAACAAAAGGUGUAUAACCCACGGAUACGUGUAGAAUCUUUACUUAUCUCUCCAAUAUCAAAGGCUAGCGCACAUCAAAGGGCAGGGCGUGCUGGUAGAACACAACCUGGGAAAUGUUUCAGAUUAUACACUGAGAAAAGCUUCAAUGGUGACUUACAUGAACAAACAUAUCCAGAGAUUCUCCGGUCUAAUUUAGCAAAUACAGUUCUUACCUUGAAGAAACUGGGAAUUGAUGAUCUUGUGCAUUUUGACUUUAUGGAUCCUCCUGCUCCUGAAACAUUGAUGCGAGCACUCGAGGUCUUAAACUAUCUUGGUGCUCUUGAUGAUGAUGGCAAUUUAACGAAGCUAGGUGAGAUUAUGAGUGAGUUUCCCUUAGACCCUCAGAUGGCUAAGAUGUUGGUUGUUAGUCCAGAGUUCAACUGCUCCAAUGAAAUUCUCUCAAUAUCUGCAAUGCUCUCAGUACCCAAUUGCUUUCUCCGGCCUAGGGAGGCUCAGAAAGCUGCAGAUGAAGCUAAAGCACGGUUUGGCCACAUUGAUGGAGAUCACCUCACGCUUUUGAAUGUAUAUCAUGCAUACAAGCAAAAUGGCGAGGAUUCUUCAUGGUGUUAUGAGAAUUUUAUAAACCAUAGGACUAUGAAGGCUGCAGACAAUGUGAGGCAGCAGCUUGUGCGCAUCAUGGCUAGGUUCAACAUGAAGCUAUGCAGCACAGACUUCAGCAGCCGAGAUUAUUACAUCAACAUCCGAAAAGCAAUGCUUGCAGGGUACUUCAUGCAGGUAGCUCAUCUAGAGAGGACUGGACAUUAUCUGACAGUUAAGGACAAUCAGGUUGUUCAUCUUCAUCCAUCAACCUGCCUGGAUCAUAAGCCUGAAUGGGUCAUAUACAAUGAGUAUGUUUUGACCAGCAGGAACUUUAUUCGUACAGUAAUGGACAUUAAGGGAGAGUGGUUGAUUGACAUAGCCCCACACUACUAUGAUCUGAGUAAUUUCCCCUCGUGCGAGGCUAAACGAAUGUUGGAGAGAUUGUACAACAACAGGGAGAGGGAGAAGGCUGAUAGUAAAACUAGGAAGUAGAAACAAGCACACAUUUCAUUUCUUCAUCCUUAACUUUUCUUUUCCUAGAUUAUUGAAGUAUUUAAAAUGUUAUAACUAUUUGAAUUGCUUGUAGAACAUGUAUUGUGUCUGUCGUUGAACCCUGCAAAAUAUUGUGUUGAGAUUUGCUUGGAAUAGAAUGGAUAAUGAAUAAAAUAACUUAUGAAAUGA